This is a messenger RNA of Guillardia theta CCMP2712, 759 nucleotides long. RefSeq lists its product as hypothetical. NCBI's taxonomy places the organism in Eukaryota, Cryptophyceae, Pyrenomonadales, Geminigeraceae. The annotation marks the transcript as partial. The transcript has 6 exons. The record is from RefSeq and is a predicted model, not a curated record.
AAGAGCCACCGGGAUGGAGGGGACGCCGCUCCUGGAGCCGAAGAAGAUCCCCAAAUGGCGAAGAAUCAACAUACCCGCUGUUAUUUCCGUGGCCUGCAUUUCACUUGCUGUCUUGGUGGUGUACUCUGCUAUGCAUAAUGAGCAGGCACCGGUCAUUGCGGACCUCUCGCUGUCACCAGCUGUUGCAUACAUACCUGCCGUGGGCCAACAGAGACUACAGUACAUCUAUGUCCCUGAGCAGGCGCUGCAGCAACAGAAGAAGAAAGCUUCAAAGUUCACGACACCAGAGGAUCCUCUCUACUUGCCCCAGCCUUUGCUUCCUUCAUUUGCAGUUGCAAACGGAAACAUCCUCGCUGGGGCAGGAAACAACACCACUGCCGACGGUGGUCUGCCUCCAUGGCAUGUUCGGUCUUGCGCCAUUUCGUCGUUGGUGACUCAGGCAAAAGGGGUCCUCAUUCAGUGGGACAAGUGCGGGUACAUGUUCCAGGGUCAACCCAAGUUUGAGGAUCCAGCAAACCCCAUCGCUCCCAGUGCGGAUGGCACAGUCGGAGUGAUCUCUGCUCCGGCGGACGACAAGGAAUGUACCCCGUCCAAGAUGAACUCGCCCAAGUGCAGAAUAGAGUUCACACGUACCAUCGCCAGAAAUGACCACGAUACUCUUUACAAAUGCAUGUUGAGCAUUCGCGGUCUCUCCCAGACUUGUGAGCGAUACCUACUCUGCUUGUGGUCCCACCCCUCUUUUGGAACACAGUCUGUUUG